GUUAAAUCAGAGCUUGUCAUGCAGCAAGGAUGAUGUGUUCGAGUCCCAAACUCGUAUUAAUUUAUACUUGAGUUGAAUUAGCUACACGGCAUAUAAAUUGUGAGCUUACUCUCAUCUCCUUAUAAAACGGCCCUACUACACUUCUUUACUUCCUUCAUCUAGCUGCAUCACUAUCAGCUUCAAUAAUUCUUUCUCCAGCAGAAGAAGCUAGUAGAACCAUCUAGCCCGGCCAGGCCUCCUCUUUCAGGCCCGACCUUAUUUCUUCCGCUUAUUUAUAUUUUUCGAGAUCCACUCUGCUAGCCAGCUUCAUCGACAUGGCCUUGUUUCAUAUUCACAACCCUUGGGUCUUCACUGCUGGUAUCUUAGGCAACAUUGUGUCCAUCAUGGUGUAUUUUGCUCCAGUGCCAACAUUUAUCCAAAUUUACAAGAGAAAAUCAACAAUGGAGUUUCAGUCUCUGCCUUAUACCGUAGCUUUGUUCAGUGCUAUGCUCUGGAUGUAUUACGCGUUUCUGAAGAAGAAUGCAGUCCUUCUCAUCUCCGUGAACUCUGUUGGAAUUGUGAUCGAAACAAUUUAUAUUUCCAUUUUCCUCUUCUACGCAUCUAAGCAAGCUAGGAAAGAGACUCUGAAGAUACUAGUUUUUCUGAACUUUGUAUUGUUUGCUGUCAUCUUUGCGGGCACGACGCUGUGGUUUGAAGGCCACCAUCGUGUCAUAGUCGUCGGAUGGAUCUGCGUUACGUUCUCCAUAAGUGUUUUUGCCGCGCCUCUCAACAUCGUGUUUCAGGUUGUUAGAACGCGGAGCGUUGAGUUCAUGCCUCUUUCGUUGUCAUUUUUCCUCACACUCAGUGCUACUGUCUGGUUCGCCUACGGCUUGCUGCUUCAGGAUCCCUGUGUUGCUCUUCCGAACGUGCUGGGAUUUAUAUUGGGAGUGCUUCAGAUGAUUUUGUACGCGAUAUAUAAAAACUCUAAUGGGAACAAGGAAGAGGCGAAGCUAACAGAUGAGAAAAAACAGGUGGCAGAAGUACACAUAAACAUCAUAGACAUUGUGAAAAAGGUUCCCGGAGCUGUUGAUCAGGUUUAUCCCCUGGAUUCUCAAACAAGUAGUUGCAGUAGCAGUAACGGUGUCAGCAGCGACGACGAUGAACACAAGGAUGCAGACGAGACUAAACCAACUCAAGAUAUAGCUCCGGUUUCUGGCGAAGAGAAGUAGUUUCCCAGGACUCGAAGGGGGACAAGAUUGUUGAAAGAGAAUGCGUUUUCUUCAAUUCCUUGCUCCGCUCUGACAUCGCCUGCAGCUAUCCACAACGGAAUCACUAGUCCUGAUGAUCUAGCCUUUUGCGCGCAACAAUAGCUGGACAUCGACGAGCAUCAUUGUCUGCAGGCUUCUCGUUUAUUUUCUAGUUUUGGCUCUUCUGUUAUCUCAUAUCUUCUUCGAUUCUGUUUAUGCAAGUGCAACGUUUGUUUAUAUAUUACAAGCUUUCGGUCCCCUCCGUUUAUGA
Daucus carota subsp. sativus is the source of this 1497-nucleotide messenger RNA. RefSeq names its product bidirectional sugar transporter N3. The transcript is spliced from 5 exons. Gene Ontology annotation, biological process: carbohydrate transport. Gene Ontology annotation, molecular function: sugar transmembrane transporter activity. The coding region runs from base 315 to 1208 and encodes 297 amino acids. The record is from RefSeq and is a predicted model, not a curated record. NCBI's taxonomy places the organism in Eukaryota, Viridiplantae, Streptophyta, Magnoliopsida, Apiales, Apiaceae. Gene Ontology annotation, cellular component: membrane.